Gryllus bimaculatus (two-spotted cricket) is the source of this 7346-nucleotide messenger RNA. Lineage: Eukaryota; Metazoa; Arthropoda; Insecta; Orthoptera; Gryllidae. The record is from the annotation of a GenBank genome assembly.
AGUUAUGAGUUCGAGAUGAUAGUGGAUGCGCCAUAGAAUGCCCGCUUCAAAUUUAGCGCCAUUAGCGCACUUUUCUAAGAUGCUCACAUGUAUUUGAUAAAAGCGAGGCAUCGAGAUGGCCGUGCAAUACUUACGGUACGAGUCUCGCCAUUUCUGUACAACUGCUGUCCACCAUUUUGUUUAUUUUCCUGUUAAAUAGGUGGAUUGUGGUCUGUGCAUCUUUUGAGAUUUUGUAUAUUUAACGACCUGUGAAUAUAAAAAUUACUUAUAAUAUAUAUGGUUCGACUGUUUCCCCUGGUAACAGGGGGUGAAGAAAUCCGCAGACAUUGGGCGCAUCGCAAGUAAACACGUUAAAGUGACCGUGUCCGGUAAAAACUCCUACAAUUCAGGGAAAGAUCGUGCGGUCACACUCAGUCUUAAGAAAUCGAAAAUUCAGAUUACAGCUAUUGAAAAUAUGAAUCACGUGAAUGAUAAAGAAAACCAGAACAAUGAAGUAGAAGAAAUGGACACUCAAGAGGUUGAAACUGUGGAAACACCUAAUGAUGCUGGUGGAGGGGAUGGUGGUGGGGAAAAUCGUCAAAUAAAUGGUGAAGCUCAAGAACAAAAUAUAUCUCAAGAUGCUGAAAUGGAAGAAGGUAUUUCAGGGCUCCUGUCAAUUGAUGUGAUGAGAGAAGUAGCAUGGUAUAGUGUUGUAACAUAUCUCAUACUUAAUAUUGCAGAUGAAGCACGAUCAGAAGCAACAUUUAGAUACACAGUGCAAAAUUUCAGCAAGUUGAAAGAAUCACAACUUUCCCCAUCAUGUUAUGUUCGUAAUCUACCGUGGAAAAUAAUGGUUAUGCCUCGCACCAGUCAGACUGCAGACCGACAAACUCAGAGGAGCUUAGGAUUCUUUCUGCAGUGUAAUGGUGAGUCUGAAUCAUCAUCAUGGAGUUGUUAUGCAACUGCAGAACUUCGACUUUUAAGUUCCAAAGAAGAUACGGAGCCAUUUAGCCGGAAGAUACAACAUCUGUUUUACAGUAAAGAAAAUGAUUGGGGAUUUAGUCAUUUCAUGUCGUGGCAAGAGGUUUUAGAAUCUGAUAAGCAAUAUGUGAAAGAUGAUUCCAUCACUUUGGAGGUACAUGUAGUAGCUGAUGCACCACAUGGUGUGAGUUGGGAUUCAAAAAAACAUACUGGCUAUGUUGGAUUAAAAAACCAAGGGGCAACAUGCUACAUGAAUUCAUUACUUCAGACCCUUUACUUCACCAAUCAGUUAAGGAAGGCUGUGUACAAAAUGCCUACUGAAAGUGAUGAUUCAAGCAAAAGUGUGGCCUUGGCUCUGCAGAGAGUUUUCCAUGAGCUUCAGUUUAGUGAUAAACCUGUAGGAACAAAGAAAUUGACUAAAUCAUUUGGUUGGGAAACAUUGGACUCGUUUAUGCAACAUGAUGUUCAAGAAUUUCUCAGAGUGUUACUAGACAAGUUGGAGAGUAAAAUGAAAGGAACAUGUGUAGAAGGAACUGUUCCCAAACUUUUUGAGGGAAAAAUGGUGUCAUUCAUCAAAUGUAAAAAUAUUGAUUAUACAUCUACAAGAGUUGAAACAUUUUAUGAUAUUCAGCUUAAUAUUAAAGGAAAGAAAAACAUUGAUGAGUCUUUUCAUGACUACAUCACUACAGAGAUGUUAGAUGGUGACAAUAAAUAUGAUGCGGGUGAACAUGGUCUUCAGGAUGCUGAAAAAGGAGUAAUAUUUGCCUCUUUUCCUCCAGUUCUUCAUCUUCAUUUAAUGAGGUUUCAGUAUGAUCCUAUCACUGACUGUUCUGUUAAAUUUAAUGACAGGUUUGAAUUCUAUGAGAAGAUAAGCCUGGAAACAUACCUUCAAAAUCCGGAACCAACAAGAGCAGAUUAUACUCUGCAUGCUGUGUUAGUCCACAGUGGGGAUAAUCAUGGGGGGCACUAUGUUGUUUUUAUAAAUCCAAAAGGUGAUGGAAAAUGGUGUAAAUUUGAUGAUGAUGUUGUAUCUCGAUGUACAAAACAAGAAGCCAUUGAUCAUAAUUAUGGUGGACAUGACGAUGACAUGAACAUGACAGUCAAACAUUGCACUAAUGCAUAUAUGUUAGUGUAUAUACGUGAUAGUGAAAUCAAGAAUGUUUUACAAGAAGUGACUGAGGAAGAUAUUCCACAAGAGUUAGUAGAAAGGCUACAAGAAGAAAAACGGAUGGAACAAAUUAGACGUAAAGAACGCAAUGAGGCUCACCUUUACAUGUCUGUUCAAGUGCUUUUGGAGGACAGUUUUGAUGGUCAUCAAGGGAAUGAUCUUUAUGAUCCUGACAGGGCACUAUAUAGAAUAUUCCGUGUUCGGAAGCAGACCACAUUGCAAGAGCUUUUGGAAAUGCUUGCAGAUAGUCUGAAAUAUCCAAUAGAACAGAUAAGACCUUGGCCAUUCAGUUAUCGAUCCAACCAGACAUGUCGUCCUACUUUAAUUGACAUAGAAGCUGAUCUUCACAAGACAGUGAUAGAUGUGGCAGAAAAUCAGAAUCCAUGGAAUGUGUUUGUUGAAGUGGUUCCUCCAGACUCUGGACUUCAAGCUCUCCCAUCCUUUGACAAAGACUCAGAUGUUUUGUUGUUCUUUAAAUUGUACGAUCCCAAAACAAAAAGAAUUCAUUAUUGUGGUCAUCACUACAUGCCAGUGGCUGCAAAAGUCCAGGAACUGAUUCCUUUAUUAAAUGAACGUGCUGGAUUUCCUCCUGAUACGGAACUUGUCUUAUAUGAAGAAAUUAAACCAAAUAUGGUUGAGAGGAUUGAGAAUUAUAAUGAACCGCUUGAAAAAGUCCUUGAGGAACUUAUGGAUGGUGACAUAAUUGUGUUUCAAAAAGAUGAAAGGGAUGUAAUGUAUGAUUUGCCUACAUGCCGUGAUUAUUUCAAAGAUUUAUUUCACCAUGUCGAAGUAACUUUCUGUGAUAAAAUGAUUCCAAAUGAUCCUGGUUUCACUAUUGAUCUGUCACAACGAAUGACAUAUGACCAAAUGGCUAGAGCUGUUGCUCAGAGAGUUGGAACAGACCCAUAUCUUCUACAAUUUUUCAAAUGUCAAAACUAUAAAGAUAGUCCUGGGCAUCCACUGCGGUGCACAUUUGAAGGAACCCUGAAAGAAUUACUUGUGUACUGUAAGCCUAAGACUCCUAAGAAAAUCUUCUAUCAGCAACUUAAUAUUCGAAUAAAUGAAUUAGAAAACAAAAAGCAAUUCAAAUGCCUAUGGGUAGGUCCCAAGUUAAAGGAAGAAAAGGAGUUGAUUUUAUAUCCCAAUAAAAAUGGAACUGUUGCUGAUCUUUUGGAAGAAGCUAGGAAACAAGUUGAAUUAUCUGAGAAUGGAUCCGGUAAACUUAGGAUAUUUGAAGUUAAUUGUAAUAAAAUCAUUUGUGGACCGAAAGAAGAUGCAUUGCUUGAAACAUUGAAUUCAACAGGAACUAAAUCUCAUGUCCUCUCUCAUGGCCAAGGAAAUAUUGAGUGUGGAUUUUUAGUGAAUAAGGAGUCUCUCUUCAAUAACAUGACAGAGAAAUUGUCAACAUCGUGUCUGGGAAGAGGUUCAGAGAUAGAAGAAAUACCUCGUGAUGAGCUGAAUUUAGCAGAAGAUGAAAUGCUUGUUCCUGUUGCACACUUCUACAAGGACAUCUUUUCAACUUUUGGAAUUCCCUUUGUUCUAAAAGUUAAAAGUGGAGAACCAUUUAGCAAAGUUAAAGAACGAUUAAUGAAAAAGUUAGGAAUUCAAGAAAAAGAAUUUGAAAAGUUUAAAUUUGCUCUGGUUGUAAUGGGCAGGGCACAGUUCAUCACAGAUGAGUCUGACUAUCAUAUUAAUUUAAUGGAUUUUCGAUGCAACCCUAAUCAAGUGAGUGCAAGUCCAAAGCCUUGGCUUGGAUUAGAACACAUCAACAAAGCUCCCAAGAGAUCUCGGUUUAAUUACCUGGAGAAAGCCAUUAAAAUCUACAACUGAAGUAAGGCUGCAGCUGCGUAGAACACAAUUAAUGCAGUGAAUGUUAGAACUAAUGGCAGCAGGAGUCUCAAUGAGAUGUAUUGAUGUGUCAUCUUAAUAGGCUCAUGUCUCACUAAGACUGAAUGAACCAAACAAGCUCUGUCAUUUGAACUGUUUUAAUCACCAAAGUAAUAAUGAGGAAUUAAAAAAUGUGCAAAAUAAGAGGAUCAAGAAGAAAGCAACAACUGGAUGUGAAUGUUAGCUUGGUUUGUUGAUCUCUAUGCAUAUUUUUAUUAUUUUCCCUUUUUCAAACAUACAUCUCUUGCCUAUGAAAGUGAGCGGCUUCCCUUGGAUAUGGACGGACUUCCCUGUGUCCUGCAAAUGGUUGUAGUCAUGUUCAAACGCUACUGGUGUUGUACUAGUGUUAAAAAUUCUGAAGGAACAUUAUAAUGACUUUGUGCUGAAAUAUUGGUAUGACAAUUGUGGUGUUAUUUCUUUUCCUUUUUGUAUUUGAAUGUGGAAUUUGUUGAGUGUGACAGCCAUGUUAGGUAGAAGGGACAACUGUGCUCAUGGCUGAUGAGAAAGAUCAUGCAAAUUUGAAUGGAGCAAUUACUAUGUGAAUUCUCUUGGCAAUAGGGAUGGGAUGUGUAUCUAUUAAAAAAAUAUACUAAAGCAGUGCAUUACCUUACAAAAUCAUGUAUUAAGCUGUUGUUUGAAGGAAUAGGAUCAUUCUUACUACUGUUGGAAUCUUUACAAAGAAGCAUUUUAUUAUUGUUUCUUUACAUUGUCAGAUCGCUUGUCAAUCAUGUUUUAGGUUCAUAUUUCUGUAUAUGGGCUAGUGUGUUUACUUUUUUUGUUUGUUUGUUGUUUUUGUUGUUUUUUUUUUACUUUUUUGUCUUGCAGCAUCUUUUUUACAUAUUUUUUUGAAAUUGAGACCAUUAUCUGGUUACAAGAACUUGAUAUAUGGUUUAUAUAGUCGGUCUUGAUUAGUAAUUACAGUUUUCUGCAGUGUGAUAGUUGUGUAAUUUUAAACACUUCCUUUCUUAACAUUUCUUGUUCUCCUCAGAGGAAGUAGAUAAAAAUUACUUGUAUUCUUCUGUAAAACAAUAAAUCACUUUGAGCUCCUCUUGUUUUACAGGAGGUUUAUUUUAUAGAUAAGACAUUAUUGAAACGUUGGAAUGAGAAAUACCUUUUAUCUGAACAUGGAAGUACAUACUUUUUCUUGUUUCUUUUUGUUUUUAGGUGUAACUUUGGUUGUAUUUUUCUUACAAUCCCAUCCCUUGUGAUAUUGCUGUUAGUCGUUUGACUUUUUGCAUCUUUCUGUGUUUUCAGCUGAAAGUUAACUUAUAUCUGCAUCUGAAUUUUUUUGCUCUAGGCACUUUAAAUCAGGUCGGCAUAUACCCUAAAAAGACCAUGCAUUGUUGAUUUUCUUGAAUUGGAUUGGUUCCAACUUGUAAUUGCUACACACUUAACAUGUAGAAUGUUUGAUUUGUUUUGCCUGUAAGAACGAAUGAAGAGUACAAGAUUGUUGUGAUAGAAUCAUGGGAGAGGGAGAAUUUUUUAUUAUUUUUUAAUUUAGCCUGUGAGCAGGAGAAAAAAAUAAAUGUAUUUAUACUAUAGUUAACCUGAAAUUUCCUUCCUAAUUACAGAAAGUGCCGUACACCCUAUAAAAAUUUACCCUAUCCAUCAGUAUUAUUUAAAAACCAUCUUGAACAUCCACUUUGUACAUAUUGCCUGAAUUCUUGAUCUGUACAUAAUGUAAGGUUGUUAAAUUUCACAAGUAAGAAUAUUAUUGUAUGAUUAUUAUUAAACUGUUUUGUAGACUUAAGUAGAUAGUAUUGUCAUGUUAAGUACAUACCACUGCAAGUAUGUUUCAAAAUGAGUAGAAUAAAAAAAAAAAAAUAGUAUGUUGUGGUUGAUUUGCACGAUACUCUUUGCUCAAUGCAUUUGCUGUGAAUAAUUUAUAACAAACUCCAAAAUUCAUAUCUUAAAGAAGCAAUGCAUUGUCUACAAUGUUAUAUAUUGUCUGCUAUUGUGUUAUAUUUCCUGUAUAACUUGGUUCAUAUGCUCUUCAUAACAAACAUUUUAAAUCCUACAGUUCUCAUUGUUUCAAAGAAUGAGGAAUUUGGGAGGCAGAAAAUGUUGCAUGGUUGUAUAUUGUUGCAAAACUAAUGAAAAGACUUGCAUAAAAUUUGUGUUGCGACCAACAUAUUGGUCCUUAAAGUUACGUUGUGCAGAUGUAAGAAUGUUUAAAUUAUCUACUGUGUAUGCUUGAUGGUGUGUGAAAGAGAUGAUCAAUCAGUGAGAUAAUUUUCAUUACUAACAUUUGUAUUGAUAGAAGCAUUGUGACAGUAACUCUGAAUUUUAAUGCAGAUUAAUUCGAUGACAGCACUAAUGGGUAUCCUGAAGUAAUGACAGUGUAUAAACAAUUUCUUGGAAUGGUCUAAUUCUUUAACGAACUAGGUAAUUUAGGCUAAGUGUUGCAACACUUCAAAUGCUGACUGGAUAGGGUAAAUGAGAACACCAAACAGGGCUUAAAUGGAUCAGAAUGAAGCAUUGUAACCAAACAAGAUUUUUGGUUAUAUUACUUUGUAUGGUAUAAUGAUAAUAAAUAAAUAUAUGAGAAUAAUGAUAUUAUGUAAUUAAUAUUGUAGAUAUUCAGCAAUGCUUCCUGAGCAUGAACAGUACAAUACUGCUUUUCUUACAAGUGUGCAUAAGCAUAAGGUUGAAAAACUGAGUAUAUCCUGUAUAUAUAUCAGAGUGGUAAAUGAUGUAGGUACUAAAUUUGGGUUAUGUGGAUUAUGUGCACUUCAUAUCUGUUUGUAGACUUCUUAUAGGACACUUGUUCUCUAAACAUUUUAAUAUUGUAUUCUGUAAUGUUGAAAUAUCUUUGAAAGUCGAUAAAAGGAGUAUUGAGUGCCCCAGGCAAUGUGUUGCUUACUGUCCUCAAUUUCCAUAGAUUUAUUUGUGAGUAUUUUUGAAGGUCCUAUUCUACGUCCUUAGUACUUUGUGGUUGAAUGAGUUGUAAUGUGUAAUUUUUGUAUGUUGCAACAAUAAAAUUAGCAUUAGGGUUUUAUGAGAAAAUGUGGUUUCUUGCAAGAAAUUCUAAAAUGCGUGCAUUGACACAAUGAAAGGUAAUAAGCCUAGAAAAUUCCAGAUACUAAAUUCCACUGUGUAAGUGUUAAUGUGUUGUUCAAAAGCAAACUGUGUGUGCUGGGAGAGGAUACCAGGCAGCCAUUAAAUUAUAUUCCUUACAGUAGUCAAAUUUCUGGUAAAAUUUGAGCAAAUAUUAGAUUUAUUAAUAAACUUCGAAACAAUUAUGGCCAAAAGAAAAUGGUUUCCACAUUUUUCAACUGGUUAUCAUUAAUUUAAACGCCAAGACUACAGUAAACUAAUCAUUGAAAAAUCA